CGCCCCCUCCCCGCCCCCUCCCCCGCCCCUUCUCCCCUCCCCUCCUCGGCCGUCCGGCCGCCUCGCGGCCAGCCGUCACCUCGCCGCCUGCCGCACUCCUGGAGCGAGAGAGCGACGAGCGAGCCACGGCGAUGGUGCCGCCCGCGGCGCAGCCAUGGAGCCCGCCCGAGGAGCCCGCGCGCGCCGCUGCCAGCCUGCCCGCAGCCCGCCGCCUGCGCGCCAGCUCCCCGUGUCCCGGGCCAGCUGCUGCCGCCCCGCCAGCCUCUGCCCGCCCCGCCGCCCGGCGCCACUGAGCCCCACGCCCGUGCCGGGCUCGGGGACACGGGCGCCCUAGUCCCGCCGCCGUCGCCGCCGCCACCGCGCCGCCGCCGCCGACGACGACGACGAGGAGGAGGAGGAGGAGGAGGAAGAGGAGGAAGAGGAGGCGGAGGAGGAAGACGCCGCUGCCGCUACGGUCGGCGCGGGGCACAGCCGGGGGCAGCGCGAGGGGAAGACGGCGGCAGGGCUCCCGGGGCCGGGCAGCCGCCCAGCCCCGGCCCGGAGAGGGCCCCGACAUCCCCCAAAUCUGCCUUCAUCAGCGCUGCGAAGAAGACCAGGCUGAGAUCGAAUCCUGCGAAGGUCCGAUUUUCUGAGCAGGUGGCAGUUGGAGAAACAGACGCAAAAAUGAUGAAGAAAGAAGCUAUUCUCCUCAUCCCCAACGUCCUGAAAGUUUUCUUAGAAAAUGGGCAGAUUAAAUCAUUCACUUUUGAUGGCCGGACCACUGUUAAGGAUGUGAUGGUAACAUUACAGGACCGUCUUUCCCUGAGGUACAUUGAGCACUUCGCUCUAGUCCUUGAGUAUGCUGGGCCGGAACAGAACCACAAGUUCCUGCUUCUCCAGGACAAGCAGCCUCUGGCUUAUGUGGUACAGCGGACACACUACCAAGGAAUGAAAUGCCUCUUCCGAAUCAGCUUCUUUCCCAAAGACCCCGUGGAACUGCUGCGUCGGGAUCCCGCUGCUUUCGAGUACCUGUACAUCCAGAGUCGGAACGAUGUUAUCCGCGAACGCUUUGGAAUGGACCCCAAGCCGGAGAUGCUUUUGGGCCUUGCUGCCCUCCACAUCUAUAUCACGGUCUCGGCCACUCGACCUAGUCAGAAGAUCUCGCUCAAGAAUGUGGAGAAGGAAUGGGGCCUGGAACCCUUUCUUCCCCCCUCCCUCCUACAGGGCAUCAAAGAGAAGAACCUUCGGAAAUCUCUCUCACAGCAACUGAAGGCCCACCAAACACAUCCUUCCACUGGCACCAAGGGCUCUGCAAUUCAGGCAAAGCUCCAGUAUCUUCGAAUUCUGAAUGAACUUCCAACAUUCACGGGCGUUUUGUUCAACACUGUGGGCCUGGACGAGAAGCAGUCAGCCACCACUCUCCUGGUGGGACCCCGUCACGGCAUCAGCCAUGUUAUUGACCUCAAAACCAACCUCACCACUGUGCUGUCCGAGUUCAGCAAGAUCAGUAAGAUCCAGCUGUUCCGGGAGAACCAGGGCGUGGCCCGGGUGGAGACCAGCAUCAUGGAUGCCAAGCCUCUGGUGCUGUUGAUGGAGUGGCCCGAAGCCACCAACUUUGCCUGCCUGAUCGCAGGGUACUGCCGUCUCCUGCUGGACUCCAGGAAGAUGGUCUUUUCCAGGCCUGCCAGCCAGCCUCUUCCACCUCCAAUGAUCAAGGCAGAUUACAUGCACAGCGCCCACCGCCCUGUCCCUGGGGGCCACCUGGGGAAAAAGGAGAGUAGUUAUGUGGGCAGCAUGGGCACCAGCCCCAGGAAGUCGAGCCGCUGCACGCCCCCGCCUGCCGACUCUGAGCUUGUCAGCUUUUGCUACCUCCACAUGCGGGAACAAAGGAAGGAACAGGAAAGCCGGACGGACGUCAACGAGAACUUAAUCUUCUUUGAGGAGACCAGGCCCCGGACCAAGUCUGACCCCACGUCCAAAAGCUCUGGCCAAGGCUACGACGUGAUCCCCGAUGACUUUGACGCAGCCAGCCUCGACCAUGAGCCUUGCGCCAGCAGGGCCCGGUCCUACACCUUGGACAAUUCCCUUGGGGCCGAAGCCCUGAAUUUCUACUGUGACUCUUGCAAAGCCAAACUCCAGGAGCAGCUGGGCCCUCGAAAAGGUGGGAGGCCCGGCUCCUCUCGUGACAAUAUGGUAGACUUGAUGUCCCUGCCACCGCCUGGGAGCGAAGAGGAAGAGGAGGAGGAAGAUGAGAGCACUUCCCUGUUGCCUGCCAUUGCCGCCCCCCCUCCUGGUUUCCGAGACAAUAGUUCCGAUGAGGAUGACUCCAAGCGCCGGGCGGCCCAGAGCCAGGAACAAGGACGCCACCUGCGUGGGCUCCUGUAUGAUGAGAUUCCAGUGACACUGAUCGACAGCGUGCAGCCCCGGACAGUCCGAGAUCAUGCCCAGGAGCUAGAUGAUGCCCUGGUGUCCACUCUGCAGGCUCUGGAAGCCCUGGCAGCCUCAGAGGAUGGACCGCACCCCCCACCCCCACAGACUGCAGGUCUGAUUGUGCUGGCCACAAUCACCCCUGAAUCAUCGCUGGACUCAGGCCACGAAACCAACUCUUCGGAGCUCACAGACAUGUCAGAGAUGAUGUCUGCCAUGAAGCAGCACCAGAAUACCACCUACUUCUUGGCCCAGCACCUCAACAAGGAGAGCCUCCUGGCUCGCAAGGACCUACCCUUCCGGAUCCAGAGCUGCGCGGCCCAGGCUGUCCUCACGGCCCCUUACUCUCUUGGGCGCCCAGAUCCCAACCCGGCCCUGCAGCCAGCUGUCACAGGCCAGAGUCCUGGCCCCCCUGGCGCUCGGAGGAAGCUGCCCCCGUCAGAAUCCCAGCCACCACAGCGAGAGAGAGCAUACGCCCUGGCCGUGCACCCAGCAUUGUCCCCACAGCUUAGUGAGCAGAAGAAUCUGAGCCUGCUGUCCCCAGUUCCUGAGGACAAAGGGCCUGGCCACACGAGGGCAGGCCUGGAGAUGUCCCUGAGGGCAGCCACACCAUCCCUCAGUGAAGAGCAGGUCUCUGAGCUAAGGGAGAACCUGCCCAAAGAAGUCAGGUUGAGCCCCAAGCUUAUCCUGGACCCGAAGGGCAGCGUGACCCCAGCGAUCAUCUCGGCUGCCCUCCAGCAGGUGGUUCACCCUAAGAGCCUACCUGCCCCUGGCGGGGCCAUAGUGAACCCUCCCAGCAGUGGGGAGAGAAGGCUGGAGGCCAGCAUGGGGAGGCCUGAGGUCAGCAUGGGAAGAUCAGAAGUUAGCAUGAUGAGCGGCAGUGCCAGUAAGAAUCUGAAGUUCAAAAUGAGCCCCGGUGCUCCAGAGACCUCACGGAAUUCCCAGCAGCCGCUGAGCCCAGAGGUCUCCUCUGGCUCCAGAGUGCCCACAGGCAGCCGGGCCGACAGCCUGCACCUCUCCCCACAAGAGGACCAGCUGCCUGGGCCAAGUUUCCCUCCUAAAAGCUACCUUGCACGAGCGAGUCGAGAGUCCCUGAGCAAGCCGUCUCUGGGGGAGGUGGCAGGCAAGGCCGGGCCAGAGGGCGCUAAGCCCUCCCUGCACAAGCAGGGCGCCGUCUCCAGCCAGGGGGAGAAGGGGCAGCUGGAGAGCAUGCCCCAGAGCAGCAAGAUCGAGGAGACCAGCCUGGUGCCCCGAGCCGGCUACUCCAUGGCUCUACAGAGCCCCAGCUGCCAACCUCGAGGCCAGAGCCCGCUGAGGCCCCAGGCUGCCAGCCGGCAGGUGAGCACCAUGCCCUCCAGGAAGCUUGAGACAACCCUGGACGGAGCGCACUCGGCCUCCGAAGGCCCCGCGAAGCCCAAAUCCUCCCGAGGACCCUUCCGGCUACGCAAUUUAUUCUCUGCCACCUUCCCGACCCGCCAGAAGAAGGAGACCGAUGAGCGGCAGGCCCAGCUGCAGAAGGUAAAGCAGUAUGAGCUCGAGUUCCUCGAGGAACUUCUGAAGCCCCCGAGCCAGGGGGAGCUGCCAGGCACCGAGUACCUGCAGCCCCCCGCGCCGGGCCGCUGCAGCUGCCAGCUUCGGAGCAGCCCAGUGCAGCAGGGGCCGGGCAUGUCCCGGGAGCAGAGGCGCAGCUGUGACUGCAAGCGCAUCUGCCGGGGGGGCCGGCCUCAGGCCCCCCAGACGCCCGUGCCCGGCCUCCGGGGCCAGGAGAGGGACAGGGUCCCCCCGAGCCAGAGGCAGCCGGAGGUCGGCGCGGGCCUGAGCCUCGGCAGCCCCACCAACGAAGGGCGCCUCCGCUCCACCAGCCUGGAAUCCCGGGAGUGCCGAUCGGACCCCGAGAGCGGCGUUUCCUGCCUGACCACGUGUGCCUCAGGGGGGGAGUGUCUGGGAGCUCCCAACUACCGCAAGCUGAUGCGCCGCUACAGUAUCGGUGAACCGGACCAGGGUGACAGGGCCUCGCUGACCUCAGACAUCUACCCACACCCACCCCUGGGCAUGCUGCCCAGGGAGGCCAAGGAGGUAGAGGCAGGCCUCCCCCUAGGCUUGGGUCCCAAAACCAAGUCCCUGGAGUCGCCGACCCUGGGGGAGCCCUCAUACGUCCAGGUUGCCCCUGAGACCAAAGGCCCCAGACAGAUGGCAGUGUUCUCGCUGCCAGAAGAGGUGUACCGGAAGCCCGCCAAUCUGGACGAGGACAGCGAGAGCGGCAGAUGCUGCUCCAUCCGCUACUGCUUCUACUACCGCAAGUGCGACAUGGCGGAUGACGCCAGCGACAGCAAGGACGAGCUCUCCUACUCCAUCCCCAUGAAGAUUCUGCCCGGCAUGAAGCUGGACGAGCAGGUGGUGCCCGUGGUGAGCAGGACCCUGCAGGUGCUGGAUGCUGCCACCUGCAGCGGCGGCAGCCCCGAGGCCUCCCGCACCCAGGAGAUCGACCUGCGGGCGUCCACCUUCGAGGGGAGCCUGGCCAAGAUCAAUGCCCUGCGGGCCCACGCCUAUGGCCUGCCCGACGGCUUCCUGGCUGCCAGGCUGGACACCAAUGAGCUGCUGACAGUCCUGCGCCAGUGCGUGGCCAGCCCCGAGGCCCGCGCCCCGAAGCCCUACGUCUCUCAGAUCUCCGAGUACAAGCUCGAGCUGGCUCUCAAGUUCAAGGAGCUCCGGGCCUCCUGCCGCCGCGUGGCCAACGUGGACAAGAGCCCGACUCACAUGCUGGCGGCCAUCACGGGCAGCUUCCAGGUACUGAGCAGCCUCAUCGAGACCUUUGUGCGGCUGGUGUUCAUUGUGCGCUCCGAGGCCCAGCGCCAAGAGCUGCUGGCCAAGGUCGAAGAGGUGGUGAGGAACUACACCUUCCUACUGCGCGCCGCUGAGGAGUCCACCACCCGGAACCUUAACCAGCAGCAGCAGCCGCCGGCCGCCGCAGCGGCUGUCGGGGCGGCCUCGGGGCACCCCCCGGGCUCCCCGACUCCAGCGACUGUUAUGAGCACAUUCACCCGCUCCUUAAAAACCCUCAUCAAGUAGGGCACCCGCCCAGGCCUGCCUCCCCCCGCCCCCCGCCCCCAACCACGGCCCCAGGUUUGAGCUUUGUGGUCUUUGCAUCUUGUGGUGAGUGUGCGUGUCUGCCCGGCCAGUCGGGGUCCGAGGGCCUUCAGGCGCCAGGGAGUGGGAACUCCCCGGAUUGAGGCCGUCCCCGACGGCUCCGGGCGCCUGCCACCCUGGGUAUCCUCGCCCCUUCCCCGGCCUCUGGUCGUCACUGUGAGGGCCAAGGCCCCUCGUCACUGCGCCUGCCUGCCUGCCCGCCGCAGAGCUGGAUUUUAUCUCUUCUUUAGGGCUGACAGGUGACAUCAGGCUCACCUUCCUGCUCCAUUUUUGGGGGCCAGGGGAGCCGGGGCCUGAAGCAGGCAGGCCCACAGGCCUUGAGCUCCCCCCUGGCAUCUGCCCCCCCAUGCCACGGAGUUGUAAGCCGUAGCACCAGGGCACAGGGCCCGGCGGGCCGGGGGGGGGGGGAGGGCACUCAGCCCAGCCGUGCCCGCCCACCCUGGGCUCACACUCACGCGGCAGAAGCCACCUAGAGGGCCUGUGCCCUGGUGGCAGGUCUGCGGAGAACAGCCACCACGCAGGGCUGUCUGCGGCCACGGCCCCACAGGCUGGCGGCCUCGGGAGCCCUCGCCCCCAGGCCCAGUAGCUCCACACCAGCCAUCCCCAAAGUGCCCUGUCCCUCACUGAUGGGCAGGGCGGCUCAGUCCACUAGGGAGCAAGCAUCUGGGAUCACCCCACUCCUUCUGGGUAAGGUACCUGGUGAUAAACGUCUGCCCUGGGGAGACCCGGCGCAGGCCUCGGAGCCCGCCCGGCCCAGCCCGGCCCAGCCCUGGGGCUGGCGCUCUGGGCGUGCGGUUCCUCUCUCAACAUCUACCAGACAGACUGUCCUUAGGAGUUUGACUUAGCUACGGAUUGGGGAUGGGGGGGGUGGGGGGAGGGGGGAUGGGGGUAGGGGUGGGGGGUGUUGAUGACUAUAUCUUAAACUUCUGGAAGCUACCGUGGUAUGUUAAUCCUGAGUAUAUGCUUUUGGCUGUGUAUUGACCCUGUGGAUUUGUCUCUCUAAGAAAAGAAGCUGAGCGCCUUACCCGGUGCAGUCCUGCACCUCUCUCUCUCUCUCUCUCUCUCUCUUUCUCUCUCCGAAGUCAUCUGGAAGGGAAUUCACACUGUUUAGCAUCCUCCUUGACGCACAUCUACUGCUGCUGACACCCCCCACCCCCGCCAAUCCCCCCCGCCCCCCACAACCUUCCUGGGAGUGAAGACACGGAGUCCCUACCAGCUGUCCCACACUGUAGGGAACAAAGAAAGCCAAUGUUUAUUCUGUAUAGAUUGCUUCUUGUCCACCUCUCCAUACCUGCCCCCGUUUGCCACACGCUCACGCCCUGUGUCUGCCUCUCUUUCACCAUUACGUGAAAGGUCCGCGUGAAAUCUCUCAUUCUUAUGUGAGUUUUAUAAAGAUGUACACUGUGCUUAACCCCUGCCCAUCCUCAGCACUACCCCCCCCAACGCAGCGCAAUAAAGCCCCCUCCCCUCCCCAAGUGGCGAUUUCUCCCGGCAAGGAUCAGGGGAGCCCCUUCAGAGAAGCCAGCGCCCCCUCUCCUUGCUUCUCCUCCCCCCUAGGACCAAGUUGUUUAAUGGGCCAGAGAUGCAGCCAGUGGGGAACCCUUUCCCCCGUGACCACCGCAAGGCCCAGGGCCGUCGCGGUCUUCCUCUUCUCCCAACUUCUUGAUCCUGCGCCUUCGCCACUCAGCCCCCUGCCCAUGUCAUUCCACCGCCAUCCUUCACCUCUCCCUCAGCCUCACGGAGAGGACACAUUUUCUAAUGUCUGUACAUAGUAUAUAUACUACAUAAAAUAUAUAAAUUAUAUAUAUAUACUAAUUUAUGUCUUGUUUUUCAAACAAGAAUGAUUAAAUCUAUUCAUCUUACUAUCCCAAUAAGCCUUUGCAGUGCCUCUUUGUGGGUGUCCUUGUGUCCUUGAUUCGCUGGUUGGUGACGGACCCCCCCACACACACCCCGAGUGCUCUCCCUAGCUUCUGCCUGGGCCACAGUGAGUGAUGAGAGCUUAGGACCCUGUCGUGCUGCCUCCCUUUGCCCCUCUUAGAAGCCUCCUGUGGGUCACGGUCACGGGAAUUGAAUAUGGUCUACUCCUUUCUCUUGA
Molecule: messenger RNA, 7648 nt
Organism: Mirounga angustirostris (Northern elephant seal)
Lineage: Eukaryota; Metazoa; Chordata; Mammalia; Carnivora; Phocidae
Gene: FRMPD3
Product: FERM and PDZ domain containing 3
Exons: 13
Coding region: 664-5475 (1603 amino acids)
Cellular component (GO): cytoskeleton
Molecular function (GO): protein binding
Source: RefSeq, a predicted model, not a curated record